Leptonychotes weddellii (Weddell seal) is the source of this 2435-nucleotide messenger RNA. It is a transcript of the gene OPALIN, whose product is annotated as oligodendrocytic myelin paranodal and inner loop protein. The record is from RefSeq and is a predicted model, not a curated record. Gene Ontology annotation, cellular component: cell-cell contact zone; plasma membrane. Lineage: Eukaryota; Metazoa; Chordata; Mammalia; Carnivora; Phocidae.
GGAUCCCAUUGCUGCUAAAGAGCUGCUGGCCACAGAAGCCACCGAGCUCUCGAGCCAGCCGUGGGUUCUUUGCUGAGAUGGAGGCGUAGCUGAGGAAGGAGCCUGGAAAGUAAGAGGGGAAAAAGAAAACAAAGAGGAUGGGUGAUGGGGCCAUCCACAGCGGCCACGAAGCAGACACCACCUCCCUGAGGGGUGGGCAGGCGACUCGGCUACUCCCCUGACCAUAAAUGGCUUGGCUGUCAUGGAGCCACCCCUUGCCCUGUCACCCUGGCUCUCCCAGCUGGAUGCUCCUACAAAUGUGAUACAUAGCCUACCACACAAGCAAGAAAGGAGCUUGCCCAGGGUGGUGCUGGGAGAAGGUUCUUGGGAGGCUGUCAGACAUGAGUUUCUCACUGAACUUCACACUGCGGGCCAACACGACUUCCUCCCCACCUGCUACAAGUGGGAAAGAAGCAGACUGUGGGCCCUCUCUUGGAUUAGCAGCAGGCAUCCCGUCCCUGGUGGCCACAGCCCUGCUGCUGGCUUUACUAUUUAUGCUGAUCCGCCGAAGAAGAAGCAGCAAUGAGCCCACCGAGGAAAGUGAGAGACCAUGUGAAAUUUCAGAAAUCGAUGACAAUCCCAAGAUUGCUGAGAAUCCUAGGAGGUCACCCACACAUGAGAAGAAUCUGAUGGGAGCAGAAGGAACCCACAUAUAUGUGAAGACUGUAGCAGGAAGCAAGGAGCCCAUGCAUGACACUCACCGUCCUACUGUCGAAAUGGAGAGAAGGAGGGGAUUGUGGUGGCUUAUGCCCAGAUUGAGCCUGGAAUGAUGCAGUUUGGUCAAGGAACAGAUCUAGAGCUAGAACAGAGCUGAAAACCCAGGGAUCUGUGCUCAGAGUGAGGAGAGAUACUAAGCUGCUUCUUAACCAAUCUAAAUUUCCUUUGCAGAUCUGGAAAACUUUUGGGUUGGUUUGUCUCUGUAGGUGAAAGAGCUAAGGACUCAUUCCAACACUCAGAUCUUGUUGUUUAAUAAGCAGUGAAGCACCAAGUGAGGUCCAGAAGGAGCCCUUUGAUCCUAGUCUUGACCUAUGCUUUUCUUUAUGAUUUUGGGAAAGGGGCUUGAUUUCUGUGUGUCUUGUCUUAUCAUCUUUUUUCCACAUCUCUUUUCUCAAAAAAACAAACAAAAACAAAACAAAACAAAAAAACCAUCACACCUGGCUUCCAUGGGAAGGUUGGCCAGGGCUAACAUUGUGCAAGUUGGGAUAUAAAUAAAACUUAAAGGGGAUGUUUGAGGGAAAGCAAUUUCUUAUUUCUGAACAUCUCAAGGAAGAAAUCAUGUGGAGUCAUACGUUCCCUGACCACAGGGGUAGCACAUAGCUGGAUCAUUCAUUGCUCCCAUUUGUGUUUGUGAUCAGAGAGUACAUAAGGAAGGUGAUUCUACAAUACACUCUGUGUGUGUGUGUGUGUGUGUGUGUGUGUAGGGUAAAUACGGUAGAGUAGUGAAGGCAAGGGUUGUUACAAGAGAUUAUUAGAAAAGAAGGCUAUAUCCAUUUUGUGGGAGUGGAGAAAAAGGCCUCCACUGCACUUUCCAGGGAGAGAGAGUGAGAAGACUCAAAGUGGAUGAACACAGGACCAGAGGGGUGGGCUAAGUAGCAAUUUGCUUGCCAUCUGAGGAAAGUCUGUGAACAGCAUCAGCUGGCUCAGGUCAGGCCUUCACCAGGGCUUCUGUGAGGAGGCUUCCAGGAGUCCUGGUUCCCUCAUGCAGGGAGGGCCACUCCUGGUGAACAAGCAGAGUCUCCUAGUGGGAGAACCUGGGUCCAUAGCAUCUCAGGAUCCAUCUACCAACUCCGCUUUGAUAGGCCGUGGAGGCGUUUCUUUCUCACACAGGGCCUCUGAUUGCUCAGAAACAAGUCCCCUCUUCUUCAAACAACUAAGAACAAGUUCUACAAACUCAAUUACUGCCACCUGCCAACAUGUGCUUUCAAGGCUGCCUCCCUUACCCUGGGUGUCCUAAGAUGAAAAGACCAAGAGAGAGCAUCUCCCUGAGAGAGAAAGGGCCACUAAGAUCCAGAGAGAGACUCAGAGAUAGAAAACAGGGGAGAUAUUCCUUCGGCAUUUAGGAAAUUGUACUUCUGAGUGAAAGCAGUGGGAAUACAUCCUGUGUGUGGCCUUGUGCUGGGACGCCUAGAGAACAGCUCCAUGAUGACAGAGAAGCAGACUAUGACCUGAGCAGAGUGGGUCUAGAGUUAGUAUGCCAUCCCCCAAAAGCUCCAAAAGGGACCUAGAACCCCCUCCAGAAUCUCUGAUUUUCUAGUUAAAUCUGUUUCUCUCCUCAAGAUAAGUCUUCAACUCUUCGUUUUCAUUUUGUUACAUUUUUGUUUAGAAUAUUUUUAUAGUAUUUGAGUGAAAAAGAAGACUCCACCAACUCUUGUUUCCUCCUAUUUUUAUUGCAAAUG